This is a messenger RNA of Cotesia glomerata, 8703 nucleotides long. RefSeq names its product leucine-rich repeat serine/threonine-protein kinase 1 (gene Lrrk). Gene Ontology annotation, biological process: protein phosphorylation. Gene Ontology annotation, molecular function: ATP binding; protein kinase activity; protein binding. The record is from RefSeq and is a predicted model, not a curated record. Bases 636 to 8030 code for a protein of 2464 amino acids. The transcript has 2 exons. Lineage: Eukaryota; Metazoa; Arthropoda; Insecta; Hymenoptera; Braconidae.
AAUUAAAUUACGUAAUAAGAUCGAUCUCAUUGACGGCUUUAGGUAUAAAGAUUGAUUUCCCGCCUAUCAUUGUUAAAAAAAAUAAUUCACCCACACCCAACCAGUAUGUUUUUUAAAUACACGGACACACAAACACAAUAAAACUCCGAGCAGCUGUUGUUAUAUAUCUAUUGUUCGUUCCACUGCACACUAGCACGCUUUUCCCAGUCGAUAGUAUAGAAGUGUUCAUUCACAAAAUGGAGUCACUCUGCCGCGCGGUGGUCAAAAAAGCCUCCAUCUCUGUCUCUAUCUAAUUGUCAAUAAUUUUUUGACAUUUAAAAAAUCACUCGACAAUAUAUUUAGUUAAAGUUGUUUUAAUUUCCGGCGACAAUGUUUAACCAACAAUCGUAAAUAAUGAAAAAACAGUGCUGUUUUGUUAUUGUUGUUAUUUGUUAACUUUUUAUUUUUAAUUGACGGUAAUAUAUUCAGUAAUUAAAUAAAGGUAAUGAAAGUUAAGAAAUGAUUUUCACUGAUAACUGGGAGAUAAACAACCUCUUAAUAUCAGUUUACGAUUUGAAGUAUCAAGAUAUAACGUAAAUUAUUGAGUAUUAGAAAAAAAUGGAACCCAAGUGAAUUUUAUUUUCAUCAUUGAAACAAUGGAAGAUUACACUCCAGUAGACGAGGACUUUCCUGGUCGGCUUUUACACCAAGCAGCAUUGUGGGACAACGCGGAGCUGCUGGAAGACCUUCUGCGCGGUGAGCAUGCCCAGUAUAUAAACAACCAGGACUCGUGGGGCCGCGCUCCGCUGCAUGCAGCCGCGAUAACUGAAAACUCUAGAUGUCUCGGAGUAUUAUUAUCAGCUGGAGCGAAUCCGAACAUUCCGUGCGGCCCACGAGGUCAGUACCGAACCCCACUGCAUGUCUGCGCGGAGCACGGCCACUCUGGGAACAUAAAAAAACUGCUGGAGUACAACGUCAACCUGGGAGCCGUGGAUGCUAACAAUAUCAACCCUCUGGCAAUUGCUGAGAAGAAUAAUGACACGACUUGUGUAAUUUUGCUGGAAAAAGCAGCUGAGAAGUACGAACUAGCCCGAGCGGCGACUCACGCCUCUCUCAGGGCGGCUUGUAUCCAGGGUGACACCGUCGCGGUCAGAAGUAUCAUUCAAAGUUGCGACUGCUUUGAGUUUGUUGUUAACAUGGCGCCCAACGGGGCCAACACUUUGCUUUUUGUAGCCUCAGAACUCGGUCACAGGGACAUAGUCCGUCUUCUGCUGGACAACGGAGCAGACUGUCGCAGUCAUCCCGUGACAAAGUACUGUCCUUUGUAUAUCGCUUGCUACAAUGGAAAGCUGGAGAUUGUUGAGCUCUUGCUCCGGUACUUUCCGAAGCAAAUCCAGUCGCUGACUGUCGAGAGAUGGCUGCCGAUCCACGCAGCAGCGAUCAAUGGUCACCAUUCUGUCGUGGAUUUGCUGCUCAAGUUCGAGUAUCCUCAGCAUCUGAACCAGCGCUUUAAGGAUCCGUCCAGUGAGUUCGAGUACGAGAUGCCGUUUGACCUCAACACGCAGGACGUCACCGGUCAGAACGUCCUCUACAUCGUCAGCGUGCUCGGUAAUGUUAAAAUAGUUGAACUUUUGCUUAAUUUUAGAGUUAAGUCUAACAAAAUUAAGGCCGAGGAAGGUAUCAGUCAGCCGAUAUCGGUCUCCAAGCGCAGGAUCUCCAGUGGAAUUCAGAGAUUGAUGUCCAGUCUCAAUUUCCGCAGCAAGAAUAGUGACAAGAGAGACGAUAAUUUGAUCUCGCCAAUUAAUCUGGAUAUUUACUGCAACAACAGCUCGGAAACUGCACUGCAUGCUGCUGUCAAGGCGGGUCACACGGAGGUCGUUGCAGCGCUGCUUCAGGCGGGAGCUAACCCCAACCUGUCUAUCAAUAUUAAAGUAAACGAUGGAAGCACUAGUAGUGCUAGCAGUACUGACAACAACGAGGGAAUUACCAGUGUACUGACAAUAGCGUGCCAAAAUCGCGAUGUCAAGAUCACUGACUUGUUGCUGAAGCACGGCGCAGUGGACAAUGACUGCAGAGCGCUUAAAAUUGCAGCACAGAAUCGCGAUGAAGUUCUCACUGCAAAGCUCCUGUCGAUAAAAGCGCAUCCUGAUCCAGAGUAUAAGAUCAACAAAAAAGCAAUGACUGAAGGAACGCAAACCUCCCAUUUCUCAGCAUUGUCCAGUUUUGGAAAUGUUACCUAUCCGUCAUUGUUCCCAAACACGCCUACGAUGAUUAAUUGGCAUGAUCAGCAGUGCAGGCUGUCUCAGAUUCGAGGACAAUGGCUGAUAGACGCGGUGCUUCAUGUUAAUAAAAAGUUGAAUGUGAAGAACAAUGAUCUGGUGCUCUACGCCAUAACUAGGAUCGAUAUUUCUCACAAUUCUAUAACGACAGUACCUUCGCUGAUUUUUUACCUCCAGAGUUUGAAGUAUUUGAACAUGGCGCAGAAUAAAAUAGACAAUUUGGUUGCCGAGCCGAGUAAUCCUAGGGACAAAUUGUGUCCUGUGUUGGAAGAAAUUUACCUACAGGACAACCGGCUUGAAACGUUGCCAAAUUUUUUAAUGAACUUGCCAGCUCUUGAAAUAAUGGAUGUUUCCAAUAAUAAACUGCAGUGCUUACCGGAUAAUUUGUGGCAAGCACCAAAGUUGAAAGAAUUGAACGCAUCUUUCAACCUUCUCAGGGAUUUACCUAGUCAGGUAUCACAGAAUAUUUCCCGGCGAGUUCAGCGUGACGACAUACUGAGCAACAGUCCAAGCAGCAGAAGUAUAAACUCCCAGUUGGGGAUUCCUCACGAAGAUUCCACGGAAUUCGAGUCUUUUAUCAAGCUAGCCAACGCUCAGAUAAUUGAGCUGGAAAGGCCGCAUGUUUGGACAGAAUCCGUCCAAGUGACUGAGAAAAUUUCCGACGACACAGAGCCAGGAACUAAAUCCGUGCUGACGUCGCUAAACUUGGCGCAUAAUUUGUUCACCAGCGUUCCAGUGGCUUUGCCAUGUUUGGCGGUCAAUUUGGUGAGACUCAACAUGGCGUAUAAUUCUCUGAGGUCAAUGAGUCACAUAACCUCUUACCCAGCUAGUCUGAAACAACUGGACCUGUCGAACAAUCAGAUUUCAUGCUGGCCAAGUCUACCUCAGGUCGACGGAGCAGAUCUAAUGGAGCAGGCUUCGACUGCUUGUUACUGUCCAGCGACCAACAUUCAGUCGCCAAUGGUGUCCAACAACAGACAAACAAUAACCUCCUUGAGGGACGUUGUUUUGAUGUCUGUUUGCACCCACCGGAGACACCUGAGGCUAGAAAACCUAAGAACGUUGGUGCUGGCCAACAAUUCUCUGACCAGGAUCCAGCUGACUUCAGUCGAUGACGGAGAGUCUCCGAAUGUUGAGGAAGAAAGCAUCGACCGAGAUACAAAAAUUGCUUACUCUGGAUCUAAACUGUACUUACUAUUCCCCAACGUCAGUAUGCUGGAUGUCAGCAGUAACCAGUUGAAGGAAAUCCCGCUCAACAUUUACGAGUUAAACAACCUCUCGGUUUUAAACAUCAGCGGGAAUGCUGAAAUCACGGAGCUGCCUCCUCAGAUGGGUCUUUUGUCGAGACUAUGGAAUCUGAACACCCAGGGCUGUCGGCUUCAGGAACCAUUGAAGUCAAUGAUCGAGUCCAAGAAGUACAAGACCAUGGACGUCGUUGGUUACCUCAAGUCGGUGUUAGAGGACGCAAAACCCUACGCUAGGAUGAAGCUCAUGAUCGUAGGUAUCCAAGGAAUCGGCAAGACCAGUCUGCUGGAGCAACUUAGGCAAGAAGGUGAGGUCCCGAAUAAGAAGAAAGCUUCUGAACACUGGACCAAAAGAAUGGGCAAUAAGAAUAUCAAUACAAAGACUGCUAAAGGUACCACCAUCUCCACUGUUGGUGUAGACAUUGGAGACUGGAUUUACGAGAAAAAAGUCCGUGGGCAGUCCUCUCAUGGACCUGUUUACUUCCGAACCUGGGACUUUGGCGGGCAAAAAGAGUACUAUGCUACCCACCAGUACUUUUUAUCGAAACGUAGUCUCUAUAUUGUCGUCUGGAGGAUUAUUGAUGGCCUUAAGGGCAUCAAUGAGAUAUUCCAGUGGCUGGUGAACAUCCAAAGUCGCGCUCCAAACUCUCCUGUGAUUAUUGUCGGGACUCACUACGACGUUUCUAAUGAACAGAGCGAGUCGCUUCAGCAAUACAUCCGUGAAAAGUUCAUCAACGUAGUGGACGCUGAGAAGUGCGGGCUGCCGAAAGUGAUGGAGACCAUUGAAAUCAGCUGCAAGACCAGGCACAAUAUUAAGAUGCUUUGUAACUUGAUUUACGACGUUGUUUUCAGUCUAAGGUCACCUGGAAGCAAGGAAUUGCUGCUAGAGCAGCGAGUUCCAGCCAGUUAUCUUGCUUUGGAGGAUGUCGUGGUCCAACUGGCGCAUGACAGAAAGCUUUCUGGAGCAGACCCGGUCUUGAAAGCCGACCAGUACUAUGCAGCAGUCAACAAUGAGCUUCAUAAACUUCACAGGUCGUUUCGAGACCCAGCAGAGUUGCAUCAGGCGACGCUCUUUCUUCAUGAAAACGGAAUUAUUUUGCACUACGACGACGCAACGCUUCGUGAUUUGUAUUUUCUUGACCCUCAAUGGCUCUGCGAUAUGCUAGCUCAUGUAGUGACCAUUCGCGAGAUAAAUCCCUUCGCCAGGUGCGGAAUCAUGAAGCUAGAUGACAUUCAGCAUGUCUUUAAGUCAUCUACAAUGUCCUCAACAGACACUCAGGGUUAUAUUGUUAGUUUGCUGAACAAGUUCGAGGUGGCGCUGACCUGGGACUAUCGAACUCUGCUUAUACCAACUUUGUUACCGACGGAGGAAGACAUCCUGAGGAACAAUCAGUUGAUUAAAAUUCCCGUUAAGACGCGGAGCUGGCACGUCAGAUCCAAAAAGAUAUCCACGCCGACAACACCUUCUUCUGGGAUUUCAAUAGAGAAAAAUAGCAGAAACUGUUCGCUUACAUCAAGACCCCAGCCAGACUGCUCGGUCACUCGACUGCUUCUGAUGUCUUACUUUCCAAGUGGAUUCUGGUCGAGACUUAUUACCAGGAUACUCGCCGACGACGCUAUCGUGGAGAUAGUCAUGUCGUUUAUCUCUCCGUUAAAACAAGUUGUUGAUGAAAGUGUCUUUUCUGCACUGACCGAUACCCACGCAGAAUGGGUGCUUUGGCAAACAGGUCUCGAGCUUCGGUAUGCAGGUGUGACUCUCCUGAGGCUAAAAGAGGUCAAUUAUAAUCUUAAAAACACGCCUUACGACUACAGACAGUUUAAAUUCAAGCUCAAGCAGGACGGAAUUUGGUGUACUGUUGAUCUGAAGAACUCUGCGAUUCUAGAAAUUUGGUUCCCGGUGGAUACUUUGGUGAUAAAACAGCCAAUCUUAUCAGAUUCUGUGGACGAUGAACCCAUAGGCUACCAAGCGAUUGUCGUCGAACCAAGACCAGAGAGUAUGCCUCAAUUAUUGGCGCUGAUUGUCGACCAUAUUGAUAUUUUAUUAGAAGACUGGUACCCGACUUUGGGAACCAGGUUUGUUCAUACAUCUGAAGGAAAAUUGUUAGUGACCAGGUUGAUACCUUGCCCGCGCUGUCUUUUGAACAACGGUGACCACGAAGAAACCAGCGAUCAAGAUCCUGAAGACAUUCCCAAGUUUUUUAUGAACAACCGGGAACGGCAGAGCCAGGAUAGUUACAAAUCAGACGGUGAUAGUGGCGUGGGCUACGACAGCUCAGCUUCCAGCAGAAUGCCAUCCUUGGAAGGGCAUCCUGAUCUAAUUCGCCAGUAUCCCAAGCCUGAAGGUAUUCUCGCCUACUCGUGGAUGGUAGAAGAAUGCAUUUUGUCCGCUUACAGCAAUAAGACAAUAGCCUGUCCGAAGCACUUGGACAUCCCGCUGUCUCACAUUGCGCCUGAUAUUAUUUUCAUGGAUCUUGGCGCGAAGCAUCUCAUCAAGCCAGAAGACAUCAAGCGUGGAAGGAUGCUUGGCCGUGGAGCUUUUGGAUUUGUUUUCAAAGGAAACUGUCGAGCUCCUGGGAGUGCGGGGAGGAUAGACGUAGCAAUGAAGAUGCUCCAACCCGUUCCACCGGGUCCGAAUUCUAAGCCCUCGGCGGUGUUGGCGUACAAAGCCGCUCAGAGUAAGUGGGAUCGCGACCCUCUUCAGUAUGCCUGUAAGGCCUAUUGCACAGCGCGACAGGAAUUAAAUAUUUUGCUGACCCUCAGGCAUGUAAAUAUUGUCCCUCUUGUUGGAAUUGUCAUCAGUCCUCUGGCUUUAGUUCUAGAUCUGGCGCCCGAGGGAGCUUUGGACAACGUUCUCAAGAAUUACCGUCGCUCUGGCGCCAAACUGGACCCUUUUACUCUUCAGUCAAUAAUCCUCCAAGUCGCCAAAGCUAUUGAGUAUCUUCACCAGCAGCACGUGAUCUACAGAGACCUUAAAUCUGAGAAUGUUUUAGUCUGGCAGAUGCCUCUGCCCUUUGUAGAGUUUCCAGAGCAUCACAAUGUCCACGUUAAAGUCGCAGACUACGGAAUUUCCCGGCUGACUCUGCCCUCUGGAGCAAAAGGGUUCGGCGGUACCGAAGGCUUCAUGGCCCCGGAGAUAAUAAAGUAUAACGGAGAAGAGGAGUACACGGAGAAAGUAGACUCGUUUUCGUUUGGAAUGUUCAUCUACGAGCUUGUCACUCUCCGACAGCCGUUCGAGGGACACGAAGCUGUAAAGGAAUGCAUUCUCGAAGGCGGCAGGCCCCCGCUGACAUUCCGUGAGACGCUUUAUCCGUGCUAUUUAUUGGACCUGAUGGUUAUUUGUUGGGCUCAGAAUCCUAAAGACCGACCGACUGCUAGUCAAAUAGUCUCGAUUGCAUCCGCGCCGGAGUUUACUCACUUAAUAGACGUGACUCUUCUGACAGAGCGGACUCAUGUCACGGCAAUAACAGCGACCUCACGAUUGCUGGAUGAUAAUGUAAAUGGAGAUGAAAUAUGGCUGGGACACAACAACGGGGAAGUUGACAUGCUGCUGGGGACGGAAAAAGGCUGGCUGCAGCACGUUAGAAUAGAAACACCCGUUAUUCCGUACGCGAUGUGCGGGCUGGACGGCUACAUUUGGAUUGGAGACAAUGCUGGACAGAUUCACGUCUACCUGGGAAGUAACUUUGGCUGUGUGGGAAGCUAUAAUCUUGAACCUGAUCAUUAUACCGACUCCAAGGUCGUUGGUUUGAUCCACCUUGAGCAGCUCAAGCAAUUUGCGGUCGCGUUGUACAGUGGGAAGAUUUAUUUGCUCAACAACAAUUUCACGCAGAUGAAGAAGACAGAGAUAGAGACUAAAGUUGUUGGUAAUAUUAAAACUUACUCGUUGACAGCGGUUCAUCGUCGAAGGCGGGUUCUCGAGCUGUGGACCGGUCAGAGCUUCGGAAGAAUAACCAUCUACGUUCUCAAGGACUCGAACUUGGUGGACACCUGUGAAUUGAUCCACAUUCCCAAUGAAACUGCAAGUAAAAAUUUAUUCGCUACUUAUUUAUUGAGCGCUGAGAACUCGGUGCUGAGCUACACUUACCCUGGGUGCAUCGUCUACCAGUGGGACGUUGAAACUCGUCAGAUUAUAAACAAACUUGACAUGUCCAAGCUGGUUCCUUGCUCCGAGAGCCUCAAGUCUAUUUCCAUUGAAGAAAACUUGACUACCGAACGCUGCCAAGUGACGGCGUUGGAGGCCUGUUCCAAUCAGCUGUACAUUGGUACUACUUGGGGCUGCAUCGCAGUCGCUGAGUGCAAUUCUUUGAGGCCAAUCACCGUUUUUAGGCCGUUCGAGGGCAAAGUGUGCCAAAUAGUUGCCUUGAAAUCCAAUGACAAGAAGAAAUUGUUCCUCGCUACUGUCGGGCAGGGAUACCGUAGCUUAAUUUCACGAUACACUGAUUAUCCACUGGACUGUUUGCUCGCUGAAGAUCUUAAGCAUAACAUGUACACUUUAUUGUGGAGGUCCGAGCAUUGGUCAGCUGCCUAGAAAAUUAUUAAUCAUCAAUUAAUCAAUUAUUGUUACUGUAUUGAAGAUUGUUCUAUCAAGAGAUAUGAAUUAUUGAUAACAUUAAUAACAUAUUAAUCACCAAUUGAUACCAGGAGUGCUUUAAGGUGCAAAGUUAAAUAUUAUUAAAUAUUAAAUUAAACAUUUUUAUAUAUUAUUGUCAAACGUCCAAAUAUAGAGCUUAUAUAUAUAUAUUUCAUUAUCCUGGUAUAUUUAUAAAUAUUGAUAAAAUAUUGUAGCGGUUAAUCAAGUAUAUGAUCUCUUCUUCGGGCAUUUUCCGUACAUACAAAUCUUUCUCAAUUAUUAACGUGAUAAAAAUUAUUACAUUUAUAUAAAUCUUCCAAUUUCGUUAAUAUUAAUAAUUAAUUAUCCUAAAAAUAGUCUGUAGUAGGACAAACAAACAAAAACAAGGCCACUAUGAAAUUAUAGAAUUAAGAAAUCACUCUUGCGUCCCAAUUAAUAUUUAUACAAUGUGAUAAUGCUCUGUAAACCUGUAUUGUACUAAUUAUAAUUAAUUUAUUUAAUACUCGGAAAUUAUUUUAUAAUACUGAAUGAAAAUAAUUGACAAUUUUUUAGAGUUUUAGUAUCGUAAUUUUGUUGCACGAUUUUACGCAUCUAAUCAAAAUAAUAAAAAUUUUUUUUUUAGUUUAAAAAA